CCGGUGGGAGGCUCCGCCCACCGACUCUGACAUCAUCAAAAUGCUUCUGCAUAUGCGCAGAAGAGCGUGUGUGUGUGAGAGCGAAGCGAGUGCAUGCGCGCAUGCGACCCCAUUGCGAACCGGUAGUAAAGGUUCCUGUUGCGUGCAAGUCGUGUCCAUGUGGGUAUAUAUUUAUCAGUCGCAAGCUCCUGAAUGCCAAACGUUCUGAAAAGCUACCGUCCUCUGCAGAAAGCAGAAGUGAUGCUAAGAGAAGACGCACGGAGAGAGUCAAAAGGGAGAAGAUCAAUCCGGUGGUAAAUAAAGACUUAGAAAACAGGAAAAGGUCCAGAUCACACAGUCAAUCGGAUCACAGCCGAAGAGGAAGAGGACGGCCCAAGGCAGCUUCAUCUAAAAAGCACGAUGAAGAAAAAGAGAAACAAGAAAAAGAAGUGGACAUGUACGCCAACCUCUCUGACGAAAAAGCAUUUGUAUUUUCUGUGGCCUUGGCGGAAAUAAACCGAAAAAUUAUCAACCAGAGACUGAUUCUUUGACGAUGCGGUCGUGACCUCCGCAUGCCAUGCUGUUGAAGCCAGCUAGUGGAUUUCAGAUCUUCCGUGGCCUCUCAAGGCGGCGAAUGCUGUUACCCUAUGUCGGUCGAGGUCAUUCCUAGUGGUUUUUUUUUCCUUCCCCUGGCUGAAUCUCUGCCGCUUGUGAUUGCUUUUGAAGCCGUCCGAUUGUCAGGAAGCGAAAGGAGCAGCUCUUCGCUUUGUGGAAGUGGCAGAAGGAGUCAGAUGUCAGAAGCAACAUCUUUUCACUCUGCAGUGACAGCUGGAAGGCUCUUCCGAGAGUUUUUGCACACCGAUCCACUUCAGACGCAGUGUUUUAAUUUAAAAUGCCCUUCGCUGCGGAUUUUCAGUUAGCGUUGAAUUUCCUGUGUAUAUAGUCAAUCUUAACCUGUACAUAGUUGAUAUUCUGGUAUUUUCCCUGGAAAUCCACCGAUUGCGAAAUCGACGGGUGGGUUAAGUCGAACUGAUUAUUACUAUUAUUAUUAUUAUUAUAUAAUACGUUAUUGGUCGAAGGCGUCUUUCUACGUUCUAAACUUUACCAAACGGACGUAUCAGACUGUAACCAUAGAAACGUGGGAAUAAAUUGCAUCGAACUCAUUGGGAUGGGAGUCAGCAGGCCUAUUAUAUUCUGCUGAUGGGCUUUGAUAAAAAGCUUAUUUUAUACAGCCUUUGGGUGUCGGGGGUUUUCAAAUCCUGUAAUCCAGAACUUAUUUUGGAAGGCACCGGAUCAAGGAAAGCUCUGGUGUAUGAUUUCACAUGGAAAUUGUCUUCUAAAUUUGUUUUGCAUUAGCAGUGUUGCAACGCCUCUAUGUCAAUUAAAAGAAUUUGAAUUAAGACAUCA
Pantherophis guttatus is the source of this 1386-nucleotide messenger RNA. It is a transcript of the gene HDIP1, whose product is annotated as HDAC and MIER1 interacting protein 1. The record is from RefSeq and is a predicted model, not a curated record. NCBI's taxonomy places the organism in Eukaryota, Metazoa, Chordata, Lepidosauria, Squamata, Colubridae.